This is a messenger RNA of Mycena indigotica, 1764 nucleotides long. RefSeq names its product Aldehyde dehydrogenase. The coding region runs from base 1 to 1764 and encodes 587 amino acids. The record is from RefSeq and is a predicted model, not a curated record. NCBI's taxonomy places the organism in Eukaryota, Fungi, Basidiomycota, Agaricomycetes, Agaricales, Mycenaceae. Gene Ontology annotation, molecular function: aldehyde dehydrogenase (NAD+) activity. The transcript has 8 exons.
AUGCUCUCGUGGGACGUGCGGAUAAUACGGGGUCGCCCUAUGCCGAGCCCUGAUUACGAUUCAGGGUGGGCAGGGAUGACAUCGAUGACACGUCUGGUGACCGGGCCGGGGUGGGUAUAUAAGUCAGCGCCACGGGCUUCCCUCCCCCAACAGAAGAUGCCGGGAACGACCUCUAUCACGCUCGACAAGGCGACCUUCAAGGGCACGGUGACGGUGCCGACGGGGCUGUUCAUCGGCGGCCAGUGGGUCGACCCCGUCGAGCCAGACACGAUCGAUAUCACCAAUCCCAGCACGGGCGAGACGAUUGCGAAGGUGUCGCUUGGCUCGAAGAAGGACGUCGACAUCGCGGUUAAGGCUGCCCACAAGGCAUACAAGUCGAGCUGGGGCCUCAAGGUCCCGGGGUACCAGCGGGGCAAGCUCCUACUGCGGCUUGCGGACCUCAUCGAGCGGGACGCCGACCAAUUGGCUGCUCUCGAAACCGUCAAUGUCGGCAAGCCAUUCCCCGUUGCCAAGGCGGCGGACGUCAUGGGGUCCGUGCGCUGCAUCCGCUACUUCGGCGGCUGGGCGGACAAGAUCGAGGGCAAGGUCAUCGAGACAGACGAAAACAAGUUUGCAUAUACGAGGCACGAGCCGUUCGGCGUCGUGGGCCAGAUCAUUCCCUGGAACUUCCCCCUUCUCAUGCUUUCGUGGAAAGUGGGGCCCGCACUCGCGACCGGCAACUGCAUCGUGCUCAAGCCUUCUGAAAUGACACCCUUAUCGGCACUCAAGUUUGCGGAGCUCUGCGUGGAAGCAGGGUUCCCGCCCGGCGUUGUCAACAUCGUGAACGGAUACGGCAUCACGGUCGGCGCCGCGAUCGCGGAGCACAUGGACAUCCACAAGGUCGCCUUCACCGGUAGCACCCUUGUCGGCAGGAAGGUUCUCGAAGCGGCUGCGAGGACGAACCUCAAAGUCGUCACUUUGGAGUUGGGUGGAAAGAGCCCCAGUAUCGUGUUUGACGACUGCGAUUUCGAGCAGACGGUCAAGUGGGUGACGCAGGCGAUGUACGCGAACAUGGGUAUCUUGUCUGCUUCAACAACCUAUCUUUUUCGCUCACGGUCUCCACAGGCCAGUCGUGUAUCGCCGGCUCCCGUAUCUUCGUUCAGGCGGGCAUCUACGACAAGUUCAUCGCUGCCUAUAGCGCGUCCAUCCAGGCACUGGGAAACGCCACCGGCGACCCGUUCGACCACACUACGAAGCAUGGGCCUCAGGCACGUACCCACAGUCCCGCAUCGGCGGAGAUCACUCACGCCUCCGCAGGUUUCCCAGACCCAAUUCGAUCGCAUCAUGGGGUUCAUCGAUUCGGGCAAGGCGGACGGCGCGACGGUGCACCUUGGCGGUGAGCGCCAUGGUUCGGAGGGCUUCUUCAUCCAGCCGACCAUCUUCACCGAUGUCAAGCCCGAGAUGACCAUCGCGAAGGAGGAGAUAUUCGGCCCCGUCACGACGAUCAUGAAGUUUACCACCGAGGAAGAUGUUAUCGCGCAGGCCAACGAUACCGUCUACGGCCUUGCAUCGUACGUCUACUCAGACAACGUCAAACGGGCUUUGCGGGUCGCGCAUGCUCUGGAGGCUGGCUCUGCGUUUGUCAACACUGGCCAGACGACCGACCCUGCCAUCCCGUUCGGCGGCUACAAGCAGAGCGGCAUCGGACGUGAACACGGCGAAUAUGCGCUCGACACAUACACACAAGUUAAGGGUAUCCAUGUCAACCUUGGUGUUACUCUUUGA